GAAUGCCACUGAUGAAUGCCAAACCCUAUGAUCCAAAUGAUCCCAAAAUAGCAGAAUGCUGCCUUCCACCUGAGGGCAUGUUCGAAGCUUUCUAUCCGCGGGAAGUUGAAGGAAUCCCGAAUAGCGCCUCUCGUCCCGCUCAUGGACAUGGUAGUUUCUUUAAACAUCGCAAUCCUGCGCUGGUGGACACAAAAAAUGCAGCAGCCUAUGGCUAUCGGUUUGAUGGAAAGCGGCGAUUCAAUUUUGAUUAG
Molecule: messenger RNA, 251 nt
Organism: Drosophila persimilis
Lineage: Eukaryota; Metazoa; Arthropoda; Insecta; Diptera; Drosophilidae
Exons: 1
Coding region: 3-251 (82 amino acids)
Source: RefSeq, a predicted model, not a curated record